Cotesia congregata is the source of this 572-nucleotide messenger RNA. The record is from the annotation of a GenBank genome assembly. Lineage: Eukaryota; Metazoa; Arthropoda; Insecta; Hymenoptera; Braconidae.
CCAAAUUGGGAGAUAAUUGUCUAUUUGAUGAGGAUUGUGGGACUGUAUGGCACGCAAAAUGUUCGAGUGAUAACAAAUGUGUUUGUAUGUUAAAUCACAUACAAAAAAAUAUAAAUAAUUGCGUGCCGUUAUUAGGUGAAUAUUGUUUAAAAAAUGGCGAGUGUGGGACGGAAAAUUCUUUCUGUCUGAAUAAUGAAUGCCGAUGUAAGGAUUCUUUUUAUGAAUAUUCCAAAAAGCAAUGCCUACCAAAAAUUAUUGGUAAAGAAUGUCAGGAAGAUACAGAUUGUAGAGAAAUAAAAUUUGCGGAAUGCUCAAAAAGAAAAGUUUGUGUCUGUGCCAAAAACACAGUAGCGCUAUCUCCGGGAUUGUGCUACCCAUUAUUAAAUGAAGCUUGUCAAGUGGAUGAAGAUUGCAAGGUAGAUUAUUCUAUUUGCAUCGAAAAUGUAUGCAAAUGCAAACCUAAACAUUUUUCUUCUUCUAUUGGAAAUUGCACGCAAAUGUAUCUAGGUAUGCCUUGUAAAUAUGACUUACAAUGUAGAAUCUACAUGGAUAAAACGAAAUGCUCCCCGGAU